Triplophysa dalaica is the source of this 2157-nucleotide messenger RNA. RefSeq lists its product as uncharacterized. Gene Ontology annotation, cellular component: external side of plasma membrane; membrane raft. Lineage: Eukaryota; Metazoa; Chordata; Actinopteri; Cypriniformes; Nemacheilidae. The record is from RefSeq and is a predicted model, not a curated record. The coding region runs from base 51 to 1037 and encodes 328 amino acids. Gene Ontology annotation, molecular function: MHC class II protein binding; protein tyrosine kinase binding. Gene Ontology annotation, biological process: T cell activation; positive regulation of ERK1 and ERK2 cascade; interleukin-15-mediated signaling pathway. The transcript has 7 exons.
GAAGAACUAUAAGUAGAUGAUGAGAAGAGACUCAGUAAGAGAAACACAACAUGACUGAGAAGAGUGAUAUAUGUCUGCUGGGACUGAUCCUUCUCUCUUCACUAUUCACAGGUGUGAGAGGGGCACAAGAGACUCAUUUGUUCAUCAGUUCUGGUGAAAGUGUGUCUCUGUCCUGUAAUGAUGCUCUUCAUCAAUGCUCCUCAACUACAUGGAUCUACAAUAAUUAUACAACAUCACCUGCAGUAGAAGUGUUUACUGGAGGAAUAAGGAAGAAUAACACAGAGAGAUCUGAGAGACUGAGUCUGACAUCUGACUGCUCUCUCAACAUCUAUAACACAACACAACAUGAUGGUGGACUUUACACCUGCAGACAAUAUGUGAAUGAAAGUCAUCAUGAACCUGACUCACAUGUUUUUCUACAUGUUCUUCAUGUGUCUUCAUCAUCAUCAUCAUCACAGACUGAGAUAAGAGCAAACACACCUGUCACUCUCUCCUGUCAGCUGUUUACAUAUGACUGUUAUUAUAUGUUCAGUUAUGAUGGAUUUCAGCUGGUGUGGAUGAAUCAGACUGAUGUUGAUCUACAGACAGACUCCAGAUAUCAGAUUAGAUCAGAUGAACUCUGUCUCAUCUCUCUGACUACAACACUCGUGAAUGAAGACGACAACACAGAGUUGAGAUGUGUGCUCAAACACAAGAAUGACAUCAAGACCUCAGUCACAUAUACUGUCAGAUUUACAGAUUCAAACAAGAUUCUAGUGACCACCACAAACCCUGAGAGAUUCUCAACUCUUAUCACACCAGAAACUACACAACAACAACAACAAGAUUCAAACAAGAUUCUAGUGACCACCACAAACCCUGAGAGAUUCUCAACUCUUAUCACACCAGAAACUACACAACAACAACAACAAGAUUCAAACAAGAUUCUAGUGACCACCACAAACCCUGAGAGAUUCUCAACUCUUAACACACCUGAAACUACACAACAACAAGCAUCAACUACAACAUCAAUAAUAAUAAGAGGUAUGAAGUGUUGAUUGUGAUCCAUGUGUCCUGUUCCAUAAGUCCAUGAGUGAAACUCUCACUUUGAGAGUUUCCAUCCAUCCAUCCAUUUUCUACCGCUUUAUCCGAACUACCUUGGGUCACGGGGAGCCUGCGCCUAUCUCAGGAGUCAUCGGGCAUCAAGGCAGGAUACACCCUGGAUGGAGUGACUUUGAGAGUUUGAUGGAUUUAAUUUAGAUGGAUUUAAUGGUGUUCUUGUGCCUUCUAGUGAUUCUAGUGAUUGUUGAGGUGUCAGUGUUUGCUGCUCCUACUGUCAUUCUUCUUCAGAUCAUCUGUGCAGGAAGAGCGCGUGAGUUUUCAUCAUCAUCAUUGUGAUAUAUGCACUUAAUGUCUCUAUGCACUUGAGGGCGCUUGAGUGCAUCCUUUUGUAUGUUGUACCACUAUAUGAAGAAGAAGCCUGUGUUCUUAGUAAAUACACAAGAGUCAUCAUGGCACUUGUCUCAGCGUAUUAUUCAUGUUAUAUAAAGAGAUAAGAACAUAACAAUCAUCAUCAUCAUCAUUCACAUUCACCUGAAACAAUCCAGAAAACAAACAGCAGAACUUCAUCACUUUUAUUGACUUUUAUCUUCUCAGAAAACAGAAGAAGGACUCAGAACGCUCAUCCAGAAGACACAGUGAUGUCAGCAGUUUAGGAAUAAAAUCCUCUUUUUAUGACCAACAGAGAAAAUUACAGCGAGCUUUAUUUGAUCUGAUUUUAUUCAUAUGUGUGUAAUGCUUUUGAACGAUACUUAUUGUCAGGCCUGAAUUAAACUGAUAGUUCCCCAAAAUGAAACAUCUGUCAUCAUUAACUCACCUGUAAAUUGUUCUAAACCUGUAUAUUUUCUCCUGUUAAACACAAAAGAAGAGACUUGAAACAGUUCUGUGUCACCAUUGAUCUUUUGUUUGGUUACACACAUUCUUCCAAAUUCUUUCUUAAUGUUCAGCAGAACAAACGUAUUUUACACAGGUUUGAAACACCUUGAGGGGCAGUAAAUUAUUUUUUCGUGAACUAUUAUUUUAAAUAUAUUAACAGAUAGAGUCUGACGGUUUGUGGAACUGUCUUUGUGUUAUUGUAUUUGUGUAACAUAGCUGAAUUGUGUGUUGAUUUAUGUCUGU